Xenopus tropicalis (tropical clawed frog) is the source of this 1058-nucleotide messenger RNA. Its product is annotated as keratin, type I cytoskeletal 9. Lineage: Eukaryota; Metazoa; Chordata; Amphibia; Anura; Pipidae. The record is from RefSeq and is a predicted model, not a curated record. The coding region runs from base 76 to 903 and encodes 275 amino acids. The transcript has 3 exons.
GCAGUACAGUAGAUCACUGUUAGCAGAUCCAUACCAACCUACUCCUUUAGUUCUUAUCCUGUUUGUUGAGAGAUCAUGUCUGGAGUCAAGGGUGGUGGAGGUGGAAAAAGAGGAUCAUUUGACAAGGGCAAAAAUACUAACCCAUGUGUACCUGAUCAGCCAUACCAAGGUAGCAACACUGCCCAGGCAUGCACAGCAGGCCCUGUUGAGACUUUCCAGCAAGGCCAGGUUGGCCAGAUAAGUGGCGGUUACACAAGUGCUGGAGGAAGCUAUGGAGCAGACUUUGGAAGAGAUGAUAUAAGCCAGAUUAGUGGAAGUGGCAUCAGCCAGAUUACUGGAAGUAGCAUCAGUGGAAGUGGAGGAAGUGAUGUCAUCCAGAUUAGUGGAAGUGGCAACAGUGGAUAUGGAGGAAGUGAUAUCAGCCAGAUAAGUGGAAGUGGCAUCAGUGGAUAUGGAGGAAGUGGCAUCAGCCAGAUUAGUGGAAGUGGCAUCAGUGGAUGUGGAGGAAGUGAUAUCAGCCAGAUUAGUGGAAGCAGCAUCGGUGGAAGUGCAGGAAGUAAUAUCAGCCAGAUUAGUGGAAGCGGCAUCGGUGGAAGUGCAGGAAGUAAUAUCAGCCAGAUUAGUGGAAGUGGCAUCAGUGGAUGUGGAGGAAGUGAUAUCAGCCAGAUUAGUGGAAGCGGCAUCGGUGGAAGUGCAGGAAGUAAUAUCAGCCAGAUUAGUGGAAGUGGCAUCAGUGGAUGUGGAGGAAGUGAUAUCAGCCAGAUUAGUGGAAGCGGCAUCAGUGGAAGUGCAGGAAGUAAUAUUAGCCAGAUUAGUGGAAGUGGAGGCUGCAGCAGCCAAAUUAGUGGGAGUUACAGCAGUGGAGGAAGCUAUGGAUCUGGCAGUGGAGGAACGAAAAAAUGAAGAUCAAAAUCAAGAUUAGAAUUGUAAAGCACAUUUUUAAAAAUCUUUGUUAACCCAACAGGGGCAAAUGAUUGGAAAAAAAAAAUCUUUACUUUUUUUCUUUUUUCUAAAAAGUUCACUCUUUAAAUCCGAAUAAACAAGCAGAUUAAAGCAAC